AACUUCCUGUUUAUAUUCAAGAUGGCAACAACAAAUAUCGCUUCCGAAGAAGCACAAUCGAAAUAUUUAAAAAAUGACAUUGACGCCCACAAAAGCCAUAUAAAUAUGUCAUCUAAAAUACCCGAAACUACGGUUUACUCCAAUGCUAGGCAGUAUGCCCAAGCUCUCCGCCCUUGGUUGUGGCAGUAUCAAAAUGCAUGCGUAAUGCAAAACGUAACUAACAAUUUUGCGAUGCAGAUGCAAGCAAUGGCCUAUUUGCAAGGUCCACUGGCUUAUAAUUUCCUUUCAACCAAUGCACAUGUCAGACAACGAGUAGAUCCAUAUGCUAAUCGUAGGGCCCAGAAUUUUCAAAAUGGAAAUCCCCCACAAAUAUCUGUUUCUCAACAAGCACAACAGGCUCAACAGCCACCACAUCCUGAAGGUAAAUGAAGUAAAUCCAUACUUAGAUCUAAACUCUAAACUUAAUUCCAAAAGACCUGAUGAUAAUAAAGUAAGUAGCGUCAAAUUUUAAAAAUGACACAUCUACCAUGGUAGCACAUAUUAUAUAACACAAAAUAUGAAAUUUUUCACCACCCUACCUCAUCAUAGCCUUAAUAACUUAUUCAUAUAUUUAUAUAUUAGGUACUUUGACACAAAAUUUAAAUAUUGUCCUAUUGCCAUGAAUGAUAAAUAAUUUUAAAGGGCUAGCUAUAAGCUUUUUAAUAACACAAAUUUCAUCUUUCUAUCUUUUAUAGAACUGGAGUUAUGAUUUUUUUGGUCAAAUUUUUAUGCCCCUUAUAAUCUAUAUAUUUCACCCCUAAAACGUGUGACCCAAACUUCACAUUUCUGCAUUAAUUUGCCCAAAAUUUUUUUAUUUUUAAAGAUAAUUGCACCAAAUUUUCAGGAGACAUUCCUAAUCUAACAACCAACUCUAAGAACAACAUACAUUUUACAUUAUAUCAAGACUUUUUAUUUUGGAUAAUUUUCUUUUCAGGUAUGUUGAAAAAAUCAUGUCCAAAAAAAUUGGAAAAUUAUUAUUUGCAAGGCAAAAACACAAAAAUUACUAGUUUAUUGAAGUUAAACUAAAUGUAUAAUUCAGUUAUAUUUCUUAUAAUUCUUAUCUUUAUAAAAGGUAAGUAGAAGUCUUUUUUAAUACAAAAUUAAAUGCAUGAAAUUAUAAAAACUAUUAAAAUUACGCAUCACAAGACUAAUGUAUGAGCAUACGGGUAUGUUAUUAAAUUUUAAAAGGGAAUGGGUAUGUUCUGCCUAUCAUUUUCUAUGUCGUGAUGACUCCUCUACAGAUAUCUUGGUCUUGGUAGAUGAAUCACAAAAUGUCUCCUUCAUAAACUUUGUCUUUUCCAUUCUUGUCCAUAUAUGCAUUACUGUUGAUGGAAGUGGAAUAAAUUCCAUAAAGAUCUUCUCUUCAAAAGAAAAUUAAAAUUUUCCCUUGUUCCUGAAAGAAGCCUAGAAAUAACAUCUAAUCAUAAUCCUGACUGAAUCUUCACAAUUUCUUGUUUCUUUUUAAUAAUAUUCAUUUUAUGUGUUGAUUAAAACUCAUUUCUUUUUUUUUAAAUUUUAUUUGUUAUUUAAUUUUAAUAUAUUAAAUUAUUUUUUAUGUAAACUGCUUUUCUAUAUCCUUAUAAAAAAAAUUAUUUAAUUACUUAUGUAAUUAUGAUGUUGUAGUAUUAGAAUGUUACAUUAACUUAACAAUAAUUUGAAAUUUAUAAUUAAAUUAAACAAUUACUAAAUUUUAUUAGGCCUACAACUGCAAGUUGUAAAUAUUAGCCUAAAUACUAGGCUUAGGCCAAAAUAGACUUAAUAGGAUUACCGGUAAAAUAACUGUUUUAUAUGCUUAUUUUUUAAAAUAUUCUCUCAUAUGGGUAGUAAUUUAUAAGAGAAUAACAAAUAUUAUUUUACUAUUAUUAAACAAUUAAUUAUUGAUUCAAUAAUUAUAAUGAAGAACGGUAGAACUAGAACGGAUAAAUUUGGUACCCGAUGAACAAAACUAUUUAACGUAAUAAACUAAAAAGCAACCCAUAGACUCUACUCAAAACUUUUCAAGUUUGGUUGUAAUCUUCUAUUAUUUUUAAAAAAAAAUGAUUCAUUUGAAACGUAAUGGAAUUAUUCAGAUGAUUAGGGAUUAAACAAAAAAGGAUCACUUCAUAAUUGACAGUAGUCAUAGCCAUUUCCGGCAACUCGAUCGAAUAAAAUUAACUUUUGAUUCAGCGAUAUUUUCGACAUUUUUGGACAUGCGCAGGUCGGUGCGUCGACUAGUUUUAAAGUACCUAUAUAUAUGGCAUCCUUCCGUCUUCGUAAGACGAUGGAGUAGCUAUAUAGUUCCACACUUUGACGAGUGUCUCACUAGGCCAAUCCUAGAAUGGCAAUCAAGGCCGCAUCUCUCGCAGGAGAAUAUUGAAUCCCUGUAAAUUCUUGAUUUCCGAAUUGUUCUUUUUGAUUCAAGGGCCUCGUUUCGAGUAUCUUCUGCCUUUUUUACUCCUUCAAACACUGCUGUUUGCCAGUUAGAUCGAUGUUCGGCAUUGAACUCCCAUUCGUUUGUUUCAGUAUUGGCUUCCCUCAUGCUUCCUUUGCAAACAUCAAUAAAUCUCAGGCGCGGUCGUUCAAUAUGUCUUGUCCCUCCUGCCAACUCUCCAUACAGCAGUGUCUUUGGGAAAUGUCCUUCCUCCAUUCUCCGUACAUGACCUAACCAGCGAAGGCGCCUCUUGAUAAAGGAGAAUAUGCUAAACAUGUGUGCACGUUCCAAAACCUCCACGUUAGGCACCCUGUCCUGCCAACGAAUGCGCAAUAUGCGACGCAGACAUCUUUGAUGGAAGCUGUUGAGUUUCUGUUCCUGACUGGUAUAUGUGGUUCACACUUCGCUACCAUAAAGGUGCGUGCUAAGCACGCAUACCUGAUAGACACUUAUUUUUGUUUUAUCAGUUAGAUUGAGAUUAUUCCACACCCACUUAUUCAGUUUAGCCAUAGUUGCUGCUGCUUUUGCAAUCCUAAUAUUUAUCUCUUCAUCAAGGGAGAGAGAACUAGAAAUAUUGAAUCCCAGGUAUAUGAAAUGAUCAACAACCGAAAGAUUAUGACCCUCAAUAGAUAUAAUUGGAGGGGAUGGUGCUUCUUGCAUAUUACAUGAGUUUUCUGUAGACUAAUCGAAAGUCCAAACUCUUUACAAGCAUGUGAUUAACCAGCCCCUGCAGAUCUUCUUCUGUGUGAGAUGUUAAGAUGGCAUCGUCAGCGAACAGCAGUUCACGAAUCAGCACCUUUUUUACUUUGGUCUUUGCACGAAGGCGGGCGAUAUUGAACAGUCUUUCAUCAGAUCUUGUAUGGACGUACACUCCAUUUUCACAGUCACUGAAAGCAAAAUGAAGGAUCAUCGAAAAGAAAAUUGAAAAGAGCGUUGGUGCCAGUACACAACCCUGUUUUACUCCCCUGCUAACUGGGAAUAACUCAGAGACAGUGCCAUAAAUUAAUUUUGUCAUUGAUUACGUUAAAUAUUUGACUUACGGUGAUGCUCAUAUAAUUUACCCACCAGGGGGAAGCCCCAUGUUUUGGGUGUGUCACUUUGACCUUCGGUAAGCUAAAAAUGUCUUAAAUACUAUUUUUAGCGAUUUAACAACAUUAUUGGAACCUAAAAAAUACUGUUAACCAUCUCAAUUGGAUUGGGAAUAACUUUAAAAUUGUCAAUUUACCCUUUUCUCUUGAAUGUUAACCCUUUAACAUGUCAUUCAGUCCCCCAUCACCAGACAGAAAAAUAGAUUUUGCCAUUUUUUGUUAAUUCACCGGGAACGGACGUGGUUCUUGAUAACAAUCAAUAAGAGAGUUUUAUUAUUCUGUAAUCUUUAAAUAUCUUAAUAAAUCUAAGUAAAUUUAAUUUAAGCUUGCUGCCACCUUCUAUUACUUGGCCUGCAAGUAGGUAUAGUAGGCCUAUGCCUAUCCUACAUUAAAGUGUAUAUUUUAAUAGGCCUAAGCCUAAUUCUAAUAUUACUAAUAACACUAUUCUAUACUAUCUACAUUUACAGGCCUAAUUUCAGUUAGCAUUUAAAAAAAAAUUAAUAAGCCUUUUAAUUAUAAAUUAAAUACAUCAAAUAAACAAAUAGGACUCGACAUCAUCAUAAAUCAUUGCAAAUCUUAUAGGACAAUAUUUAAAAUGUAUGUUAGUGUGCCUAUUACAUAACUUCUGCAUUUUAGUUUUUUUAAUUAUCAAGGCUAAUUGCGUAAAGAUGAGGAGAAAUUUUACCAAAAUAAAAACUAAUGAAAAAAAACAAAAAAUAAAAAGAAAUAUUUAUAACAUUGCUCUCUUCACCCUCCCCAGCCCAUAUAACACAAUAUAACAAUGAUAAACCCCCCUCCCCCUCUUUAUAUAUUAUGUGCACAGUCCUGUAGCUAGUAGCAUACUAUUUCACAUCCUUAAUUAUUUAAACAACACUAAAUUUUCUAACCUUAAAUGUUAAAUGUAAAUAAAUGAUAAAUAUAACUUAUUUCAUGUUGACUUACAUGAUGGACACAUCAUGUUAUAUGACUUAUUCCCCCCAAAAAUAAUGCCAAAUGAAGUAAAUGGCAGCCAUAAAAUUAACACUAAAUCAAAGUCAAAGCUACUCAUGCUAAACUAUUAAUUUUGCUCUCUUGGCUAGGAAUUGAGAAGUGCAUUAAUUAAAAUUGAAAUGAAUUUGAAACACCAACCAUGUUCUUAUAACUUAUAGUUCACCAAAAAUUAAAAUUAUGAAAGUGAUAUACAGGGUACUACUCUUUAUUUUCACAAUAAUCAACAUUUUGAAAUUGGUGGGCGAUUUUCAGGACUACUGUACAGAAAAAGCCUGAGUAUGUGAAGGAGACAAAUGAAUUGUAAAAAAAAAAAUUUGAUUCCAUGACUAGAUGAAGUACCAACAAUAAAAUGCUUACAUUUCAAAUUUAACUUUUGGCACAAAAGCUAGCAGUAACUGAACUUUACUUAAAAACUUAUAAAUGCUCAUUAAUUUAUUUAGAGUCUUGGGAUUCAUAUUUCUCCUCCACGGUUAAGAAAUGGCUGGAGUUGUGUUUACAAUGAUGAUAGACAACACAGACAGGUUGCACUUACUGCCAUGGAAAAUCUAAUCAAAUUCAUGUUCAUAAUGGAGCUUUUACUUUAGUGAAAAAAAUGACACACCAUGAAGGUUAUGUUUUCUAUGUUGUUAAAAUUAAUGAAGCAAUACUGCAAAAGUUGCAUUGCUGCAGCAGCGAAAUGAGAACACAUUUUUAAAACAUAUUUUUGUUAGAUUGCUAUUGCAUAAAUUCAAGUCAUGCAUGUAACAAAAAAUAUUAUGAAUUUUUAUUUUUAUUGAAUUUACUGCUAUCUUAAAAUGAGUUUAAGGUUGUAGCUGCUGUCUUAGGUCAAUGGAUCAGCAACAUUUACUGCCUCAGGUAAUGCAGCUUAGCUUUUAAUUUAUAAGGUUUACCAAAGCGGUAAAGCUAUCCUCUGUUAAAAAAAAUGAAAGUGGGAUCUGUGAGUUUGAUGUCUUGUUUGACUUUCUAUUGCAGGAACAGCAUUUAGAAUACCAAGUUUCUGGAAAAGAUUUGUUGCAGAGCUGAUUGAUUUCACCUUUUUGUUUUACAUUAAGAUGGCGGUGUCCCUUUGUCUUAUGACAGAGUUGAGCUUGGAUCAGCUGUUAAGUACCAUUGAUAAUUAUUCGUUGUUAAUGCUUUGAAAACGGCGUUAGGAUUUAAAGAAAUCUCAAUAUUUUACAAUGACAUUCAUAAGCCUGUUGUUAGCAAAAGACUUAAUUAUUCGACAAAAGUAAAUGUUUGAUGAGUCAUUGAUUUAUUAGAAAUAUCAUCACUGCACUUUUUACAAGGAUCAAAGCUGCUGGUAAACAAAAUGUCAAGUUUUUUUGUAUAGUGAGGAACUAUGUAUACAGCAACACCCGGUCUAAAAGUAACCACUUUAUCCUAACUACAAAAGCUGUCCUUGCAAAAGCCAAAUCAUGAUUUUAUUUAGUUGUACAGCACAUGUAAGGAAAAACACAAAUGUGGAUCUCCAGAUCCAGGCAUUUCCCAUAGCCCAAAAUGUGUUUCUUCCACCCUUCACGAUCCUAGGAACAAAUAUCUAUCAAAAUACAUUUCACAAAUCCUCAUAAUUACCGACAUUUUACCACUUAUGACACACAACAUCCAAUUACUACAAUAAGUAUGUGAUAUUCAUCUCUUUUUCUAUCAGUAACUUAUUAAAACAGUACCAAAUUGAUAGAUUAAGGCUGAUGAGAGCCUUGCCGCUGCCAUGAUUGGGAAUGACACUAAAGCCAAUCCCUCAUUCAAACAUUUAAAAUUUAUGUUCCAAUUUAUUUGACAGUUAUUUAUCACAAAUAGCAACUCUCUAGGUAUGUGUGUAUGGCUGUUAUGCUGUGUUCAAUGCAAAAUCUAAUUCCACAAAAAUAACACUAAUUGGGAUUCUUAUAAUGUGCGUUAUCAAAUAACUUUAAUAGACGGGCAGUUCACUCAUGACUGUCACCAUUGUUUGGCAGGUUAUUUUUAGUUAUAAUGAAAAUAUGAGAUGAGAAUAAUAAUUAUAAUAAAUUUAACAAUGAAUUAUUUUGUCUUUUGUCAAUCCAGAUCAUUUUUAAACAGUGAGGAUCUUUUAGAAAGCUUCAAUGAUCUUGACUACGAUCGAGCUUUUGCCAUCACAUUUGAAGUUAUUGCUUUAGAAAUUUUGAACAGAGUUCUCAUAACAAUAUUUGAGGUAAGCUGCUCUUAUAUUCUCCUGGGACUAAAUGCGUUUGACUAAUUGGCAUCAUGUGUAAGCCAUUUGUAUCCUUCAUGACCAGAUAUUUUUAAAGUUUAUGUCUUGUCUGUUGUAUUUAUUGAAAUUCUCCCUGAAGAAACAUGAUUUUUAUUGCAUUUGGUUCUCUUUAUUUCACAGACACUAUGUCUCUACAGAGCUGCAGCUGGUGGACGGGCAAUGGGAGCAACACCUGGUAAGAGACUAUUGGGACUUAAAGUUGUUUCGUGUGAUCAGGUUUAUAGCCUGCGUCCGGGCCAAGUCAUUGUAGCACCUGCUGGGCAGAUUAGCUUCAAAAAGUAAGUAUAAUAUAAUUAGUGUGGACAAUGAUUUAAUAAAAGAAAGAGUCAGCUCUAUAUAUUUCCAAUGUUCUUGUAUGUUUUAAAAAUAAAUUAUACUUUUUAGUACGAAAACAAGCAAAAAAUCACUUUGAAAAUCUUUCUCAUGAAUGUAAACAUUUUAAACUUUAUAAUGAUGACAUUUACAUUAGUUUAAAUAAUUUAAAUGCCAUCCAUUUUUCAAUGAAUGGGCAAAUAUUUUUCAGUUCCUUAUAACAAUUUGUCGGAUCGAUGGAUUUUAUUUCAGUGAUUACAUAAACAUUACAGGCAUUAUUCAUGCAGGAGAAAUAAUAUUAAUACCCUCAUAUUUAACUAUGUGUAUUAAUACCCUCAUAUUUAACUAUGUGACAAUUAUCUUCUUUUUUUUUCUUCAGUGCUUUCCUGAGAUCUGUGAUAAAAAAUUUCACAAUUGCAUUUUUCCUGCCCGCUUGCCUGACUCUGUUUUUUUUCAAGCACAAUCGUGCUGUCUACGACAUCAUUGCACACACAAUAGUUGUAGAGGACCCUCCCAUCUGAGAGUGGAAACUACGUGAAAAUUAAUGUGAAACUUUUUCUUGACUCACCACCUUAAACACAUGUCUCAUUUUCACUGAUAAUUGGGUUAGACAGUUCGUUAAAGUUUUAUAAAAACUUUUUCAUGUUUUCUUGACUUUAGGUGUGAAAUCACAAUAGCAUUACUCCCACUGCAUUUAUAUUUAUACAUUUUUUUUUCUUAUAUCAAUAUGAACAGCUUAAGUUAUUUUAAUGUCGAAACCUUUGAUCACAAUUGUUUUCUUCUUUAAAUAAACUGAUUUUUAAACAGAUGUUAGCACAUAUACAAAUGGCUGAAAUCACUACUCAGUGGUAAGCCUUUAUUUUCAGAUUGCAAGAAUAAAGUAUUAAAUAUCUUUGAAACUACAAAUAAUUUAAAGCUAAUUUCACAAAUUUGUAAUAUGGAAAAAUAACCUUAUAUCUUUUCCUGAUUAAAAAUGUUGAGUUUGCUUCUGUUAAAUAAAAGCAAAAACACCUUUUGACUGUAGAAGUAGAAGCAGAAGGUGUACAGUUUCUUGUCUGUGUGGGUUGGAUUUGCAAGUCUCUUAAAUUACAAAAGUAUUGAUAUGAAAGUUGUUUACUUUUCAUGAAUAUACCACCAUCAUGCUAAUUUAGACACCCUAACCUGCUUUAUUACCACCAUACUUUGAUAUAUUUCUCUUUGUUCUGACGUUCUGCCACAUUCAGUGCCAUUAUCCUCUCCUUUGUAUGCAAGUGAUAAACUAUAUACUCCAGACAAAUCGAUCCAUAAAUGUUAUUCAUUUUAUAAAAUAAUUCAGUGGAGUCAUAUGAUAAUAUGUCUUGCGAAGGCGAUAAAAGAUUUGAUUAAAUAUUAAUAACUAAGGGGCUUAACCGGAUGCACUUUAUUUUACACUGGGUCCGGGUAUUUGGAGAAAUACCAGCUGAAUCCAAUUGUUACAAACAAAAAAAAGAGUUAACUUCUCAUUUUCUACAAACAAUAAUCCUACACCUUACCUGAAGGUAUUUAAACAAUGGUUCAACAGACAGUCCUACACCAUACCAGUAAUAAUCUCCUCUGAAAAAAAUGCAACUUUAUACCUGAGUUCAACCGUCAGGCAUGACGCUUACUUCGUGACAGACUUUUUUUUCCUCACUCGUUACUAUUAAUAUAAAACAUGUUGAGUAGGGGAAGGGCCGGUUGUGAAAAGGAAGCAGGACACACCGGAAAUAUAUCACGAGUUUCCUUUGUCAUUUCUUGAUUGUUUUUUUUCUUCCUACUUGAGCAGUGGUUUAUAUGACAUUUUACGUUGGAAUGGUUUGCUUAAUUCGUUUUAGUCAUGCUGUCCUCUAAGUAUAUUUAGUGGAAAUAACUAUAACCGUCAAAUGGUAGAUAAGUCCUUAUUUAUUUCCUAUGUACUUUACAAAUGAGUAAAAAAGAACAACUGACGACUGAGUUACUUUAUUCUUAAAACGUUCUUAGUUUCUGAUGGAAAUGUUUAAUGUGAUGCAGUUAAAAUGUAAUUUAAAUAUUUAGCUUUCAGUUUAGUAUUUAUAAUGAUGUGAUUUUUCAACAUAAUGUCUGAAAUUAAAAAUGCAAUUGUUUCAUUAAAUGGGCAAUUAAUCAAAGGAAAAGUCAUAAGGUUUAUUCAUUAUUACAAACUAACGGUGAUAUUUAACAAUCAAUCCAUGAUUUAUGUCACUAUGCCAUAAAACUUAAGUUUACAAGUACAUCUUGGUAUGGGUUCACAAACAACAGAAUAUCUUCUCAACACUUCUGUGAUGUUUUUACUAUGUGCUGUACCAUAGCCAUAGUGAAAUCAUUGUCUCUACCUGUGACAGAAAGAGUUCUUUAUUGUGACAUGUUUAAUAAGGUCAAGACUGCCAUCAGGUUGUUCUUGUGACAUGACCAUAAUUGCCACUCGGUUUCCUAUGUUCGACCCCCAUGGACAUUGGUACAUCGAGUCACCAUAGUAAUUUAAUAUUGUAAACUGGUUAUUAUCUAUUGUCUUUGUCUUCAGUAUUCAACUAUCACUGUCUGAUAAAACAGUUUGAUACCUUAGCUAGAGAUGAUUUGUUAAAUUCUGGUAAACCUGAAACAAAUUCUAGUUUAAAAUGACAUUCAUCAAUAAUAUACAUCAUGAAUGUAUGAAUUAAUGACAUUUUUUUAAUAAUAUAAAUCUAAUCCGACCUUUUUAAUAUAUAAUUAUUCAUAAUGUCAGUGUUUGUGUGGUCAUGAAUUUAGAAACUUUGUCUCCCUGGUGAAUGGUUCCAAGUAAAUCAUGAUUUUAAUGUUUCUGUGAUUAUUUUUUUAUUAUGAUGCUUUAUUUCAAUAUUUGAGAUUAAAA
Molecule: messenger RNA, 9908 nt
Organism: Lymnaea stagnalis (great pond snail)
Lineage: Eukaryota; Metazoa; Mollusca; Gastropoda; Lymnaeidae
Source: the annotation of a GenBank genome assembly